Molecule: messenger RNA, 1077 nt
Organism: Eublepharis macularius
Lineage: Eukaryota; Metazoa; Chordata; Lepidosauria; Squamata; Eublepharidae
Gene: SMIM20
Product: small integral membrane protein 20
Exons: 3
Coding region: 174-377 (67 amino acids)
Biological process (GO): mitochondrial respiratory chain complex IV assembly
Cellular component (GO): mitochondrial inner membrane
Source: RefSeq, a predicted model, not a curated record
UUUAGAGAGCCCCCCCCCCGGCUCAGGCGGUCUCCCCCUGCGGGCAGGAAAGAGACACGGGCUCUACACCGGAAGCGUUUCGCUUCUGCUCUUGCUUCCUGACCCCGGAAGCGGACAGAGAAGCCAUCCGUGCCGCAGAGGUCGCGCCGUCCCCUCCGCUCCGCGUCCCUCCGAUGGCGCGCGUCUUUCGGACGGCCCUGAUCUUCGGCGGGUUCGUGGCCGCGAUGGGCGCGGCCUUCUACCCCAUCUAUUUCCGGCCGCUGAUGUUCGUGGACCAGUACAAAAAGGAGCAAUCAAUAAAUCGAGCCGGUAUUAUCCAAGAAGACAUUCAACCUGCAGGAUUAAAAGUAUGGUCUGAUCCAUUCGGAAGAAAGUAAAGGCUUCUCGAGGUGUGACCUUGAGGAUGGCUGCUUUUUCCUUAUUCCAGCAACGAUGCGCCAGGCUCAUUUAGUCCAUGAAGAUAAUGCAGAACUUACUGGCAAAAUAGAUUUGUUUUGUGGCAUCAACUUAUGAGUUAUCCAGUAGUUGUGUAGCAAAUGGCACUGAAUAUUUUCUUCAAAGCAGAUGAAUAUUUUUUUCACUGGAGAAAUGGAAGAGGAUUGGCUUUUAUAAACUGGACAAGAUCAGAGUAAAUGCUGCAGCUGGUGUUUCUAUAACUGUGCACUGACUAGCUGAGCAUCUGCAAAGGAUAAAAACGGUGCAUUUUUGUGUGUAAGUCUGUUUCCAUUCAAACUGGAUGCAGAAUUCUCUGACUGAUCUCUGUCUCUUAAAUAAAAACAGAAUGAAUCUUACUAAUAUGAACUUGGCUCUGAAGCAAAGUUGGUGUACUGGGAAGUGACUCGACCUGCAAUUUGCUGGUGUUUGCUUCGAAGUCAAUAUUCUGUGGUUAAGCACUUUGAGACGAUGCUUUCUCAUAGCAAAAAGUGAGGAGAAGCAAAUGGAUCUAUUUUGUGUUGAUGAGAAUGUUUCGUCUGUGUUUGAAUUCUGAUUUUGUAAUGCUAGAAGUUGGGCAGAAAGAUUUACUCUGGUAUGUGAGCACUCUGUUCAAUAAAGUGUUGAACCAAUGGUGUUAAUUCA